AUGGGCACAGCCCGCAGGGGAGCGAAAGGACGCAGCGAGAGCGGGCAGGGAGCAGGGUACCCCCAGGCUGCGGGGUGCUGCUGGAGGAGCAGCCGGGUACCAGUCAACGAUGCUUCUCCUCUUCUUCCUCCUGGCCUGGUGUCUCACACAGCCCCGAAGCCGAAGCGACAGCGCCUGGAAGCUGUUAAGAAGCUCAGCUUUGGGGCGGAUGAUGAGUUGGCUCCUGAUGGCCUCUGGGAUGCUGGCCCAGAGGCACCUUCUGCUCCCCAGACUGCCAGGAACUUGGAGUUCUCCAGCUCAGACCACCUGGAGAUGAGCGGCAUGGUACCUCUGCAGACCACGCCGCCCUCCGAGAAGAAGCGGGUCCUCAAGCGGCCACCCAUCCUGGAGGACUACAUCAACGUGACAUCCACCGAGGGCACCAGGGUCUUCAUGGUCGUGAGGGAUGAUCCCUCCAGGACAGGAGUGGAGCUCCCAGAUUCCCUGGGCUGGAAUGCACGCAGGCCGCUCCACUUGCUGGGAGUGCCUUUCUCCUACUUGAAGGAACAAGUGGAUGAAGAGCGUCGGAGGCACGUUCUGGAGGCGUCGCAGCAGCUGACGGAGAUAAUAAACAGUUGCCUCGAGAGUGAGACCAGUGCCGAGAGCCCGGAGCCUCGUGGGGAAGCGGAGCCGGCAGAUGAGGAGGAGUCUGCACUGCACUGCCUCUGGGUGGACAAGUUCACUCCGCGGCGCUACAUGGAGCUGCUCAGUGAUGAUUACACAAACCGCUGCCUUCUGAAAUGGCUCAAGCUGUGGGACACUGUGGUGUUCGGGAAGGAGAAGACUGCGAAGAAGGCCAAGCCCAGCACCGAGGCUCAUCCUCCAUUCAACCAGCCCAAGGAGCAGCAGAAUAAGUGGAAAACGAAGGUGCAGCUCACAGAGGAGAUUCUGGAGGCUGAGCUGGACCAGCACAGGAGACCCAAAUACAAGGUAGCCCUGCUCUGUGGCCCGCCGGGCUUGGGAAAGACCACGCUGGCCCACGUCAUUGCCAAACACGCAGGGUACAACGCCGUCGAGAUGAACGCCAGUGACGACCGCAGCCCCGAGGUUUUCAAAACCCGCAUUGAAGCUGCCACUCAGAUGAAGUCGGUGCUGGGCGCCAACGAGAAGCCCAACUGCCUGAUCAUCGAUGAGAUAGACGGCGCGCCCGCGGCAUCUAUCAACGUGCUGCUAAACAUCAUUCACCGUAAGGAUGCGGAGGGCGAGGGAACAGCCGGCACAGGCCGGAGGAGGCGACGUGAGGGCGGACUGCUGCUCAGGCCCAUCAUCUGCAUCUGCAACGACCAGUACGUCCCUGCCCUCCGGCCGCUGCGGCAGCAAUCGUUCCUGCUAAACUUCCCUCAGACGGCUCCAUCCCGGCUCGCCCAGCGGCUCUGCGAGAUCGCCCUGCGGCAGGGCAUGCGGGCGGACACGGGCGCGCUGCUGGCGCUGUGCGAGAAGACGGAGAACGACAUCCGCUCCUGCAUAAACACCCUGCAGUUCUUACACGGCCGAGGCCAGAAGGAGCUGAGUGUGCAGAUGGUGCAGACGAUGAAGAUUGGCUUGAAGGACCAAAACAAGGGGCUCUUCUCCAUCUGGCAAGAGAUCUUCCAGCUCCCAAAGGUCCAAAGGCACCGGUUAGGAAUGGACCCCGCUUUGCCAGCCCAGCUCCUGGUGGGCGAUGAGGACCUGUCGCACCUCGGGGGGACGGCUGGCUUCAAUGUGUCCUCCCACCGCUUCCACCACAUUCUGCACCUCGCCAUCUCCUCGGGGGAGCAGGAGAAGCUCACCCAGGGGCUGUACGACAAUUUCCUGAACAUGAAGCUGCGGGACUCCAGUUUCAGCUCGGUGUGCUUGGCCCUGGAGUGGCUGGGCUUUUCCGACCUGCUGAGCCGGGCUGUCCUGCGUGGGCAGAGCUUCCAGCUGAUGCGAUACCUGCCCUUCCUGCCCGUGGCCUUCCACCUGCUCUUCGCAGCCACC
Charadrius vociferus (killdeer) is the source of this 1998-nucleotide messenger RNA. It is a transcript of the gene CHTF18, whose product is annotated as CTF18, chromosome transmission fidelity factor 18 homolog (S. cerevisiae). Gene Ontology annotation, cellular component: nucleus. The transcript has 15 exons. NCBI's taxonomy places the organism in Eukaryota, Metazoa, Chordata, Aves, Charadriiformes, Charadriidae. The record is from RefSeq and is a predicted model, not a curated record. Gene Ontology annotation, molecular function: DNA clamp loader activity; single-stranded DNA helicase activity; DNA binding. The annotation marks the transcript as partial.